This is a messenger RNA of Musa acuminata subsp. malaccensis (wild Malaysian banana), 2323 nucleotides long. RefSeq names its product CDK5RAP1-like protein. Gene Ontology annotation, cellular component: mitochondrion. The record is from RefSeq and is a predicted model, not a curated record. Gene Ontology annotation, biological process: negative regulation of cyclin-dependent protein serine/threonine kinase activity; tRNA modification. Gene Ontology annotation, molecular function: 4 iron, 4 sulfur cluster binding; methylthiotransferase activity. Lineage: Eukaryota; Viridiplantae; Streptophyta; Magnoliopsida; Zingiberales; Musaceae.
CACCCUGGACGUGGCUUUCGCAUCCAAUCCCAUCCGGUUCGGUCUCCUAUCCAUCUCUCUGCCGCUGCAGCAGUGGCCGCCGCCGCGGAUGGCGUCUCCUCUUUCUCCUCUCGCCGCUUUCUGGAAGAGCCAACCUCACCACCACACUGCUACCCUCUGCAUCAACCUCCGCCGUUUGCCUCCCUGCCCACUCGCAGCUAUGUCCAGACCUUGCCUCCGCUCCUCCGUCUCCUCCCCUCCGCCUCCUCUUCCUCCUCCUUCUCCCCUUCUUCCCCCAUGCUUCUUCCAGUGCCGCACGGCUGUUUCCAUCUUUGCCCUCGUCUCCAAUUCCAGCCCUUACCUGAGCUCUCGCCGCGGCUUCGUUCGCCACGCAGCGACCGCUGCUGCCGCCACCGCUGAUGUCCAACAAGAUCCAGUAUCAACUUCUCAAAUUAUCAGUAGGGGGCAGCGCAUUUACCAUGAAACAUACGGAUGCCAAAUGAAUGUAAAUGACAUGGAGAUUGUGCUAUCUAUCAUGAAAAAUGCUGGGUAUGAGGAAGUCGUGAAGGAACCUGAGAAUGCAGAGAUUAUAUUCAUCAACACCUGUGCUAUCCGAGACAAUGCGGAGCAAAAGGUUUGGCAGAGACUCAACUACUUCUGGUUUCUAAAAAGGGAAUGGAAGAGCAAUGUUGCUGUGGGAAGGUCACAAUCUACACACCCUCCAAAAAUAGCUGUUCUAGGAUGUAUGGCUGAGAGGUUGAAAGAGAAAAUACUUGAUGCAGAUAAGAUGGUAGAUGUAGUCUGUGGACCAGAUGCUUAUAGAGAUCUACCACGUUUGCUGGAUGAGGUUGACUAUGGGCACAAAGGAAUUAAUACCCUGCUUUCUCUUGAAGAAACUUAUGCUGAUGUUAGUCCAGUUAGGAUCUCGACCAAUUCAGUUACUGCAUUUGUCUCGAUAAUGAGGGGUUGCAACAAUAUGUGUUCAUUUUGCAUUGUUCCAUUCACUAGAGGUAGAGAGAGGUCUCGUCCAGUCUCAUCAAUUGUCAGAGAAGUAGGUGAGCUCUGGAAGGAGGGUGUGAAGGAAGUAAUGUUCCUUGGUCAGAAUGUGAACAGUUACAAUGAUGUUUCUGAGCUCAGUGAUCUGGAACCAGGAGCAAAUUGGAGACUCAGUGAAGGAUUCUCCAGCAUGUGCAAAGUGAAGAAUAUGGGCUUGCGCUUUUCUGAUCUCUUAGAUCGACUCUCUACUGAAUUUCCAGAGAUGCGGUUUCGAUUCACUUCCCCUCAUCCCAAGGAUUUUCCAGAUGAUUUGUUAUUUCUCAUGAAGGAUAAAUAUAAUAUUUGCAAAAACAUUCAUCUGCCUGCUCAAACAGGGAGCUCAACAGUUCUCGAGAGAAUGCGCCGAGGUUACACCAGGGAGGCAUACUUGGACCUUGUACAGAAAAUAAGAGGCAUCAUUCCAGAUGUUGGACUAAGUAGUGACUUCAUUUGUGGCUUUUGUGGAGAAACAGAAGAAGAACAUGCUGACACCCUAAGCCUUGUGAAGUCUGUUGGAUAUGAUAUGGCAUACAUGUUUGCUUAUAGCAUGAGAGAAAGAACUCAUGCCCACAGGAACUACAUGGAUGAUGUUCCUGAUAAUGUCAAACAGAGGAGGCUGAGAGAACUUAUUGACACCUUCCGUGAAUGCACAGUGCAGAGGUAUGAAUCUCAAGUAGGAACUGUCCAGCUUGUUUUAGUCGAGGGACCCAAUAAGAGAGCACCUGAAUCAGAACUGGUUGGAAGGAGUGAUAGAGGCCACAAGGUCUCCUUUCUUAAUGUCCCUCUGCCACACUCAUUUGAAACAGAUGGGAAGCGAAAUCCAGAGAUUGGAGAUUAUGUUGAAGUUGGCAUAUUGAGAUCAACAAAGGCAUCCUUAUUUGGGGAGGCACUUGCGCGAACGAGCCUGAGCAGGUUUCACCAAAAGAAUUCUGACUCUAGAACAUGAAAUGGCUGAAGGCCUACACUGACAAAGUAUUGCUGUUGUCUAUGCUUAUAAUGGGAUCGAGGAUGAGACCUUUUCAUUAACAGUGAAGUGUUCAAUUCCUCUAAAUAUUCCUCGGAGCUUCCUACAUUUGUUGAGGGAUGAUGAUCAAUAUUGUAAUUUUCCAUGAAAUAUCUUCAAUCGACACUUGAAGAGCCUCAGUGGAAUGAGAUUACUACAUCCACAGUAAGUGUUUCUCACUUCAUUAGAUCAUACGUAUGCAAACUGCUAAUUUCUGUUAUCCUUCUUUAAUCGUUCUAGUUGUAAGUUGGUUUGCAUUCUAUGUACUCAUAAAAUCUUUAAUAACUCCAUUAAGGAUAUCCAAGA